Messenger RNA from Microsporum canis CBS 113480, 408 nucleotides. RefSeq lists its product as uncharacterized. Lineage: Eukaryota; Fungi; Ascomycota; Eurotiomycetes; Onygenales; Arthrodermataceae. Bases 26 to 358 code for a protein of 110 amino acids. The record is from RefSeq and is a predicted model, not a curated record. The transcript is spliced from 2 exons.
CCUCUCUCAAACCAAAUCAUUCACAAUGUUCUUCUCCAAGACCAUCGCCGUUUGCGUCAUUGCUGCUUGCAGCGCACUUGUCAGUGCCUCCCCGGCACCUGUCAUCACCCCAAAGCCAUGCUACACCAGAACCCUUUCCUACAGGGCCGCCUUCUGCCCUGCCACUUACACUCCACCCUGUGAUGGCCCAUGCUUUGUUGCCGUCACCACCUCCAUUCCUUGCCCUGAGAAGAGGUGCCCAACCACCAAGACCGUCAGCGUCAACUACGGCUGCCCAACUUGCACUUCGGUCUGCCCAACUGUCACCAAGUCUUGCAGCGCUUCUCCAACUCUCGGCCCUACCCUGACCGCUUCCUAAGCGCACUUGGAUUUCACGAUUAUACGAACGAAGGAUGACCGGUUUUAACA